Messenger RNA from Anolis carolinensis (green anole), 6607 nucleotides. Its product is annotated as zinc finger protein 501. Gene Ontology annotation, biological process: regulation of DNA-templated transcription. The record is from RefSeq and is a predicted model, not a curated record. The coding region runs from base 2239 to 3675 and encodes 478 amino acids. The transcript has 3 exons. NCBI's taxonomy places the organism in Eukaryota, Metazoa, Chordata, Lepidosauria, Squamata, Anolidae.
UAUCUCUUUGGGGCGAUAAGAAAUAAGGGCUACAAGGGGGUGGGGAGGUUUUGUUUUAUGCUUUUUACCUAUGGAAAGGUAAAUCUUGGCUAGAUAAAUUUUGCAGAAUUGUUCUUGUUACUGUAUGCCUCUGAGUUGUUUCUCAAUUGUGAAAACCUUAAGAUAAACUUACCUUUUUGUUGUUGUUGCAAAUUUUGUUCAGAGGAACUUUGCCAUGGCCUUCCUCUGAGACUGAAAGAGAACGAUUUGCCUGGGUCACUCAGUGGGUUUCUGCGAUUGAGUGAGGAUUAGAACCUUGGUCUCCAGAAGCAUCACCCAAUGCUUGAACCACUCUUACUUUAUCUUGAAUUCGUUAUUUGAACUGUCAUAGCUUCCUGAAAGAUCCCGGAGAUUUGUAGGUAGCACCCUCAACAGUAAAUUGUAUUUACCCUGAUACUUUCACAAGAUCAUAAAUUGAAAUUGAAAGAAGAGAAAAGCCAAAAGCCUUGCCAGUUCAAUAUAUAUAAGUGUAUAGAUAUAUAAGUGUAUAGAUUUUAAGAAACACCUUAAAAUCAGUGGUGGACCAGCCAGGGUGUCAGCUUGCCCAAUGGCAAGUGGUCCUCUGUAAACAUUAGACAGUCCACCUUCUAUUUCAUUUUUUAAUUCAAUUGUAACAAUAUGUAUUUAUGCUUAGUAUCAACUAUAUACUGACAGUAAUAACUGCAAUAUAUGUAAAUUUUAAUUACUGAAAUACUCAUUUAUCUUACAAUAAUUUUAAUUCCACCUUUUUCCAUUUAUGUGUUUUUAAAAACAAAAUUCAUAUAUCUAUACACAUAAUAAAAGUGAAAAUCUGUAUGUGUCUAUAUAGCUGGGUUGCCCAGUUUCACAGAUAGGCUUCCACCUUCACAAACAACUAUAAUCCACAGUGCUGAGGAGCCACCAAAAGCACUCCCUCCAAUGACAUUGCAGGUUACCAGGAGCGCCACAUCCCAGUGUUCCUUUUUCUCUCCAUUGGUGUGGACUUUGCAUGACCCUGCCCAUUGCUUCCCCCUUAACACUUUCCUACCAUUUCCUAUGGCGCACAGCAAACAGAGGAAUUGAUCAGCAACUGAACAUCCUGGAGGGGUUUGGGGGACUGACUCUACAGGGUGGAAGUUGUAGUUCACUCUGCAUCAAGACUCAGCACUGUGACCCCCACCGACAAUGGACCCGGACCACAUUUGACACAUAAAACCCACAUGAUCAACAGAACAUACUGGAGGGUUUGAGGGGAACUGGCCUUCAUUUCUGGGAGUUGUCGAUCACCUACAUCAGGAGACACCGAGACCUCCACUGACAAUAGACCGGGACCAAACUUGGCACACAGAACCUCAUAACCAACUGAACAUACUGGAGGGGUUUGAGGGGAACUGACCAACCAUGGUGGGAGCUGUAGUUCACCCUGCAGCGAGAGACCCCAUGGACCCCACAGAUGGUGCAUCUAGACAGGAAACCUGCUAAACAUGACAAACUAAGUACUGAUGGAGUGUCAGGGGGUAACUUGGCAUGAUGUGAGUUGUAAUUCACCCACAACCUUAUGCAUUUUGUAUAAUUAAAAAGAUGACUUCAAAUAAUCUGGGCAACACUGGAUACCCGAGGUAGUAUCUUAUAAAAAUUAAAUGAUAACCUUAUAGUUGUGGGUGGUCUCCCUUUGACUCCUGACAACCAAUAUUUUUAGAUGCAGUCCACCAUUGUUUACAAUACAUAUAUAAUGAAAUAUAAAACAAAAUUAAAUGUUGCAAUACUUUAAAAUUAUAAAUAAUCAAGCCACUGCUACAAUCAGUUCAAAGUAUUACUAGAAGUUUAAGGUUGCCCAUGAGCCUCACUAGAGGUUUUUAAUGAAAAGACAGAAAUUCUUUUUACUGCUAGAUAUUUCAUGGCAUUUUUAUUUGUCUGUAAGAUACCAGGUCAUUAAGUGAACUCUGUAACCACCUUCCCAAAAUGCUUUGAAUUGGGUAGCAUAAAAUCAGAAAUCCAAUCGGGAAUUGUGCAGCAAAAACAUGUAGGGGUAAAAGGACAGCAACAGCCCUGGUAAAGAUGGGUGACAUCCUAUCCCAUCCAUGGCAGAAAUAGGAUCAGUGACAAAUCCUAUUAUUUAAACCCUUUCUUGAUUUUCUGGCCUGAUAGAUGCCAGGCAUAGCAAGAUAAUGGCUGGCGUUGUGGCAUGUGUGGAUUGUGGAUUGAACCUCUUUUAAGAAAUAAAGAUACUGUUUUUCUAAGAUGCAGGUGGCGUUUGAGGAGGUGGUCGUGUUUUUCUCCGAGCAGGAGUGGGCCUUGCUGAACUUGAAUAGAAGAGCCCUCUACUGGGAUGUCAUGCAGGAAAACUACGAGAAUGUGAUUUCGCUGGGUUUUCCAGUGACCCGGCCAAGCACAACUACUGAUCUGGAACAAGAUGAAGAACUGUGGGGAUUGCAAUUCCAGGGACAUCAAGAACAAGGAAUCUUUACAGAUCCCUUUGGAGCUGAUGAAAUGUUAGCUCCAGAACAAAAGAAGAACUUUAAUAAAGAAAGACUUUUAAAUGAUGACCGAUCUAGACAAGCUCUUAACUUGAGUGAUUUUGAAGAAUUAACUAGAACUGUGAUGCCGGUUGAACAUAUACUAAAGAAGCAACACAUAUGUCCCUACUGUGAUAAGAAAUUUUGCCGUCGUUCUGAUCUUGUUCGGCACCAAAAACUCCAUACAGGAGACAGACCUUUUAUCUGCAAUCAGUGUGGGAAAGGCUUUGUCCAGAGCAGCCAUCUCAUUGCGCACGAGAAAAGCCAUACCAGAGUGAAAAACUUCAUCUGCUCAGACUGUGGGAGGAGCUUCAACCAGCUCUUAAACUUCAAUAGGCACCAAAGAACUCAUUCUAAGGAGCCCCCUUUCAGUUGUUCUGAAUGUGGGAAGACCUUCAGCCGCAGCUCAAACCUGAUUAUGCAUCAAAGGACGCAUACUGGAGAGCGACCUUACAAAUGCUUUGACUGUGGGACCAGCUUCAGCCGGAGUUCGACUCUGGUUACGCACCAGAGGACUCACACAGGGGAGAAACCAUUUAAAUGCCAGGACUGCUGGAAAAGCUUUGGAAGGCGCUCAACUCUGAUUAUGCACCAGAGAACUCACACAGGGGAGAAGCCAUACAAAUGCCCUGACUGCCCAGAAACGUUUAGUGUGAAAUCCGGCCUUCUGAGCCAUCAGAGGGUUCAUAUGACAGAGAGACCCUAUUUGUGCCUGAUAUGCGGGAAACACUUUUGUCGGAGUGCGGACCUUAUUAUUCACCAGAGGAGUCACACAGGGGAAAAACCCUAUCAGUGCAAUGACUGCGGCAAGAAGUUCAAUACGAACUCUCACCUCGUGACACAUCAGAGGAUUCACACCGGGGAGAAACCAUACAAGUGCCCUGAGUGUGGGAAAAGUUUCUCUUACAGCUCCGUCCUUGUUGGCCACCAGAGACUUCACUCUGGAGAAAAACCUUAUGCUUGUCCAAAAUGUGGGAAAACCUUCCGUAACAACUCCCACCUUAUCACUCACCAGAGAGUGCACUCAGGAGAGAAACCCUAUCAAUGCCUCGAGUGCGGGAAGAGUUUUAGCGUAAGUUCAAAUCUUACUAAGCAUCGGAAACUCCAUGAGAAGGAGACAUCUUUUAAGCAGGAAGAGUUGUGUCAUCAGAAAAGUUGUUAAGCAGGGUGUUAUAUUGUGAAAGUGUUGGUUCAAACAGUGCCCUAGAGAAUGGUCAAAAUAGGAAUGGUCAUGGAGUAGUAAGGAAUGUAUACUAUGUAGAAUGUAGAAUGAUUUAGUUACAGGAUCAGUUAGAUGAAUUGAAAUACUCUAAAGCCGAGCUUUCCAAGCAUUAUAUGCUGGUGACACAUUUUAGACAUGCAUCAUUUUGCGAUACAGUAAUUCAGUUUUACUGGCAAACCAGAGGAUAAACCAACCUUUAUAAGAGAUACAUAAUGUCAUAACAAAAUUUAAGGGACAUGACAUAUCUCAUUAAAACCUUUCAUUUAUGUAUUUUUUAAAAUAUGAUUUUUAUGAUACUAACAUACUUUUCCAAGAUUUUUGUCACCUUUUGUUGCAUUUAAGCAACACACCUAUGCACUGCAGCCGACAUAUUAAAGCAGGGGUUCUCAAACUUUUUCAGCUAUGGAGCCCUUUUUGAAGCAAAAGUUUCUUGUGGAGCCCCAAGAAAUGUAUAUGGCAUUAGCCAGGCCAGUGGCAGAUAGAUGGAAAGUAUUUGUAUGAACUAGCUCACACAGUACAAAUAAUAAUAAUAGAUAUAAUGCAAAUAUAAUAAUAGCAGAAACCCCAGAGACCACCCAGUACAACCCCCUUCUGUUAUGCAGGAAAAUCACAACCAAAGCACCUCCAACAGAUGCCCGUCCAGUCAUCAUAAUAAUAAUAGCAGAAACCUCAGGGGCCAUUCAGUCUAACUCCCUUCUGCCAUACAGGAAAAAUACAAUCAAGCAUCCUCUGAUCGGUAGGAGGGCAAUAGGGUUUUUUGGAAGCAAAGAAGGGGGCGGGGAGGCUGAGCAGCGAGAAAAAGAGUUUGGGAGGUGGGGAAGAAAUGAUUUGUGCCCCAGAAGGAUGCUGCUGCUGUUUCCGGCAGCUCCAAACUUUAAUUUGCUUGCAUUUCUCAGGAAGAGGAAAGCAGAGGAGCAGCAUGGUGGUGUGGAACCUCUCACAAUCACCUGCGAGGCUCCAAGGGCUCCACGGAGCACAGUGUGAGAACCCCUGUACUAAAGUGUCAUGAUACACAGUUUGGAAAGCUCUGUUCUAAAGUAUGACUCUUCUAAAGUAUGACUUAUGUCCACAGGGGGGAUAAGUUCCUGAACUGAAUAUGGAAAUAGGAAACCAUGGAUGAGUGCAAAAACUAUUGAAAUGAAUGUCUUCUGCCAGUGGUUACUAUAGAGGUGAACUUGGCCUAGUGAAUUCCUAGGAAUUUUCUAAGUCUCCCAGUAUGAUUCUGCUGUAACUUCUGGCAGACGUAUGUCUUGAAAUUGCCCGGAGGACCCUAAAAAAUACCUAUUUUAUCGGAUGCGAGUAGGUGAAAUGUGGCAAACAAUCCUUCAGGUACUGGGGUGAUACUGUAUUAACUGAUUAUUCAUUGGCAGCUUUCAUAAUGAGCUAUCCAUUGAGAUUUUAAGCUAAAGAAAAGCAUAAUUGAUAUAUUUUCAGUAUAUUAUUAACAUGCUUUGAUUCAUAUAUUUCUUAGUUUAGACAGUGAUAGAUAUAACAUUUUAGGGCCUUGAAAUAUUUAACAUUGCAGAAUGGGCCUCUGCAUUUCCUUGGUUCCAGCACGUGCAUGGAUCGUUACAUCUUUUUCUGCAAAAGUUUUUUUUCCCCCUUUGGAAGGUAGAGAAGGUGUUUUAAAAGUUGCUUUGUCUUUCAGGCUGUGAUCCACAUUCUACUCAUUUACUCAAAAAUAAACCACAUUGAACUUGAUGGUACUUCUGAGCAGACAGCUAUAUGAUUGUACGCUUCAUUGUUUUAUCAGAAUAGAGAGUGACUUCUGUCAGGGAUAGGAGGCUUUCAGAAGUGGGGCGGGGGGAGAGGGGUCACGUUCCCUUUCAAAAUUACUCCUAUAUCUCUGCCCCAGGAGUCAGCCUCAAUGAGUCCAAGGAUUGUUUUUAGCUUUUUGGCAGGAAGGUGGGCAUAUAAUUUCCCAAUAAAGUCUCCAUGGAUGUGAAAAGUCUUCCAAUCAGUUGCAGUAAAGAUUGGUUGGUGGGGAGCACUGCAGUAUUGGUUUGCUCACAUGUAUAAAUAUGUGAGGUAGGAGCAAGCUUGUUUUCUGCUGCCCUGGAGACUAGGACGUUGUAUAACGGCUUCAAACUACAGAAAAGGAGAUUCCACAUGAACAUCAAGAAGAACUUCCUAACUGUGAGAGCUGUUCAACAGUGGAACUCGCUGCCCUGGAGUGUGGUGGAAUCCCCUCCUUUGGAGACUUUUAAACAGAGGCUGGAUGGCCAUCUGUCAGGGGUGCUUUGAAUGCGAUUUUCCUACUUUUUGACGGGGAUUGGACUCAAUGUUUACAAUUAUUAGCCAAAGAGUCCUACAGCUGCCAAACUACAUGUCCUAGAAAUCCAUAUAAUGUUAUUGUGACGCUUAAAAUGCCAUCAGAGUGUUGUUACAGUAUAGUAUGAAAGGACCCUCUACUGAACUCUUGCCCAUGCUUUCUGUGAGCAGGAAUGUUUUCAGGUGGGAAACACAUUUAUAUAAUGUAAUCCAGGAAACAUUUUGCCAAUGAAAUCCUAUACUUGUCUCCUCAGAAAUAAACACCAUUGGAGUUUGCCUACAGGUGAGAGAGUACCAAACUGUUUAUAUUUAUUGAAGGCUUACUAUGUGGCAUAGAUUUGGCUUGUUGGGGGGGGGGAUGAUUAUAAUCAGUAUAAUAGCCCUUUUUUUCUAACACAUAUUAACAAUAACAAAUUAAACAUUUGACCUCCUUCAUAAUUAACAAAACAAGCUCUGAUCCCGAUUUAUUUCCCUGAAAAUGGGUGGGAUAGGAGUCGUGAAUCUGUAAUACAGUAAAUUCAAAUUCUAUACUGGAAACACAAAAUCCUUUUCCCCGCCCUUCUCAAAAGAAGUUAUAUGAAUAAAGUAUAUUUGUAUCUGU